AUGGUCAACUUCAAACUUUUGUCUUGUUGGCUUAUUAGCCUGUCGAUGCCAUUGUUGGCUUUCGGCACACCGGUCGUUAGGGACUCAGUGCCUAACUAUCCGGCUGAUGACCCCUUCUAUGAGCCUCCUAAGGGAUUCGAGAUUAUGGCGCCGGGCAGCAUUUUGCGUUAUCGGCAACUGUCAUCUCCCAUCGCAGCGUUUAGUACGUAUCAGAUCAAUAUUACGGCAGCGUACCAGAUCUUAUUCCGAACGACAAACACUUUUGGAGAAGCAGUGGCGACUGUAACUACCAUCUUAAUACCGUCCGGCGCAGACUUGACCAAGUUGCUUUCGUACCAGGUGCCACAAGAUGCGGCUAAUCCUAAUUGCUCACCAUCUUAUGCCCUUCUCCUAAAACAAGCCACAGAUAAGAUCCUUGGUCCCAUCAUAUCUUUUCCACAAUUAAACGCGAUAAAAUUUGCUCUCCAGAAGGGUUGGCCGGUUGCUAUACCUGAUCAUCUUGGUAGAAACUCUGCGUUCUUGGCUAAUCACUUCUCCGGCCAAGUGACUUUGGACAACCUCAGAGCAGCUCUGGGAUCGACUAAAUUCACAAACAUCUCAUCAAAUGCGACCAUCACCAUAUGGGGUUAUUCUGGUGGCAGUUUAUCCAGCGGAUUUGCUGUUGAGUUGCGGAAAGCUUACGCUCCGGAGCUCAAAAUUGCGGGGGCUGCUCUGGGGGGAACAGUUCCUGACCUUCUUGAAACGAUAUACACCACAAAUAAGGGAUUUUUUGCUGGACUGAUCCCCCCAGGAAUUCAGGGAUUGGCAAAUGAGUACCCCAUUGCCGCCAAUUUGGUUGCCAGCAUUUUGCUGCCGUCCAAGGCUGAGUUGUUUAACAAAACAAAAGGCCUCUGUCUUCUGGGUAACAUUAUAACAUAUGCGAACCAGGAUAUAUCCUCAUUUUUCAGUGAUCCAAACUUCUUUACCAAGUCACCAGCCUCUGUAUUGCUCGACGCCAAUAAUAUGGGUCAACGUGUGCCGGAUACACCGCUGUAUAUCUAUAAAUCUAUCACGGAUGAGGUAAGUCCGGUUAACAACACGGACGAGCUUGUCUCAAAAUUCUACUGCCCUGGUGGCGCGAGAGUACAAUAUGUGCGUACUAAGGGCACGACCCAUGUGACUCUGGCUUCUCUUGGUACACCGCAGGCUCUCAUGUGGCUGGAAGACCGUAUGAAUGGCAAACCGGUAGAUGAUGGUUGUUCGCAAUCCACCGUUGUCAUAAAGCAGACAGGCCAAGAUGCCCUCAGGGGGUGGCGAUAUAAUAUGGGCUUAUAG
Messenger RNA from Talaromyces marneffei, 1314 nucleotides. RefSeq lists its product as uncharacterized. Bases 1 to 1314 code for a protein of 437 amino acids. Lineage: Eukaryota; Fungi; Ascomycota; Eurotiomycetes; Eurotiales; Trichocomaceae. The record is from RefSeq and is a predicted model, not a curated record. Gene Ontology annotation, molecular function: triacylglycerol lipase activity. The transcript has a single exon. Gene Ontology annotation, biological process: lipid catabolic process.